AUGGAAAACUUCAAAGACCUCCUAAACCACCCAGUAACAACCUACCUAAAGUCCAGCACAAGCACCGCCCUCACAACACACCUCGCAACCCUGCGCUCAACAAUAAUAGACCCCUACAUCAUAUCCCCACUCUCAAGCAUCCUAAUGUCAACGACCGGCACAACAGACCUAUUCACAAUCUUCAUCCUACUCGCCAUAUUCUACGUCUCGCUCCGAUUGCUGGACUACGCGCGCCGCGUUAUCAUGUGGUGGGUGGUCUUUGCGCUGCGGUUGGUCUUUUGGGGCUCCAUUGCCCUUUCCGUGCUUUAUGUCUAUCAGGUCGGCUUUGAGAAGGCUGGAAAGGAUCUUGGGUGGGUGUAUGGUGUUGUUGAGGGCUUUGUUGAGGAUUUUCAGGCUAGAGCUGCGCAGGCGGCGGAGAAUGGGAAAGGGGGUGGGAGGGCUGCUGGUGGAGGGUAUCGUGAUGUGCCGGGGUGGGAUGGCAAGGGGAAGGUUACUUCUGGUGGUGGGUGGGGGUGGGGGAGGUGA
Messenger RNA from Penicillium waksmanii, 525 nucleotides. RefSeq names its product Apq12 family protein. The coding region runs from base 1 to 525 and encodes 174 amino acids. Lineage: Eukaryota; Fungi; Ascomycota; Eurotiomycetes; Eurotiales; Aspergillaceae. The transcript has 2 exons. The record is from RefSeq and is a predicted model, not a curated record.